Malaya genurostris is the source of this 1626-nucleotide messenger RNA. It is a transcript of the gene mEFTu1, whose product is annotated as elongation factor Tu, mitochondrial. The record is from RefSeq and is a predicted model, not a curated record. Bases 126 to 1532 code for a protein of 468 amino acids. Lineage: Eukaryota; Metazoa; Arthropoda; Insecta; Diptera; Culicidae. Gene Ontology annotation, biological process: mitochondrial translational elongation. The transcript has 3 exons. Gene Ontology annotation, molecular function: translation elongation factor activity; GTPase activity; GTP binding. Gene Ontology annotation, cellular component: mitochondrion.
GUACGUCAAAUUUCAGAAUCACCACAAUCGAAGUCUUACGCAAGAAGAACCGCAAGUGCUUUUUCUGGUGAUUUUCACCUGAAUAUUCAGUAAAUUGCAUAUAAAAAGGGAAUAGCUGUACUGCAAUGUCCACCUAUCUUGCACUACGUACAAUCCUUAGUCCAGUUACUCGCAAAAGUUUGUCGCAAUUCUUAUAUGGCAGCGGAACUGGUUUGAAUGUCGCUCGUUCUAGUCCUUUCAUUUGUCAGCAGGGCUUGCAAAAGCGAUUCUAUGCUGAGAAGGAGGUUUUCAAACGUGACAAACCGCAUUGCAAUGUCGGAACCAUAGGACAUGUCGAUCACGGUAAAACAACGUUGACUGCUGCUAUUACAAAGGUUCUUGCCGAUAAAGAUUUGGCCGAAAGCAAAAAGUACACUGAUAUAGACAAUGCCCCGGAGGAGAAAGCAAGAGGAAUUACAAUUAACGUUGCUCACAUUGAGUACCAAACGGAAAACCGUCACUAUGGCCAUACAGACUGCCCUGGACAUGCAGAUUACAUAAAAAACAUGAUCACCGGAACGGCUCAAAUGGAUGGAGCUAUAUUGGUAGUAGCCGCCACCGAUGGUGCUAUGCCACAAACGCGAGAACAUCUACUACUAGCGAAACAAAUCGGAGUGAACCAUAUCGUGGUAUUUAUCAAUAAAGUCGAUGCUGCCGAUCAGGAAAUGGUGGAAUUAGUCGAAAUGGAAAUGCGUGAAUUGAUGAGUGAGAUGGGUUUUGAUGGAGACAACGUUCCAGUGAUCAAGGGGUCGGCAUUGUGUGCUCUGGAAGGCAAGAGUCCGGAAAUCGGCGCCAAUGCGGUGUUGCAGCUACUGGAGGAGGUUGACAAGUAUGUUCCAACACCAACACGAGAUUUGGACAAGCCAUUCCUGCUACCGGUGGAAUCUGUACACAGCAUUCCAGGACGAGGUACUGUUGUGACCGGUCGAUUAGAGCGCGGAACAGUGAAAAAGGGACAGGAAUGUGAAUUUGUUGGUUAUAAUAAGGUGAUCAAAUCUACCAUUACUGGCAUCGAAAUGUUUCAUAAAAUCCUGGAAGAGGCUCAUGCUGGCGAUCAACUGGGCGCGUUGGUCCGCGGCAUCAAGAGGGAUGACAUUAAGCGCGGUAUGGUCAUGUGCAAGCCGGGAUCGGUAAAGGCAAACGACAAUUUUGAAGCACAGGUUUACAUUCUAAGCAAGGAUGAAGGUGGCAGGCAUAAACCCUUCACCAGCUUCAUUCAACUGCAGAUGUUUUCGCGCACUUGGGAUUGUGCGACCCAAGUACAAAUUCCUGGCAAGGAAAUGGUCAUGCCUGGAGAGGAUGCUAAGCUGCAUUUACGGCUCAUGAGGCCUAUGGUUUUGGAACAGGGCCAGCGAUUUACGUUGCGAGAUGGUCACAUUACGCUAGGGACCGGUGUAGUGACGAAGGUUUUGAACCCGUUGAAUGAACGUGAGCGAUUAUCUCUGGUUGAAGGUAAGAAGGCACGAGAGAAAGCAGCUAGCGCUAAGGCUUAAAUGAAAGCAUUGUCAUACAUAUUGGGUAAGGAUGGCUGAAUUCAUGUCAUAGAGUUGUCAUAGCAUCGUAUUGUUAAUAUAAUGUCUGAAGAGA